Messenger RNA from Argentina anserina (silverweed cinquefoil), 1489 nucleotides. RefSeq names its product aluminum-activated malate transporter 2-like. The coding region runs from base 19 to 1446 and encodes 475 amino acids. The record is from RefSeq and is a predicted model, not a curated record. Gene Ontology annotation, cellular component: plant-type vacuole membrane. The transcript is spliced from 6 exons. Gene Ontology annotation, biological process: malate transport. NCBI's taxonomy places the organism in Eukaryota, Viridiplantae, Streptophyta, Magnoliopsida, Rosales, Rosaceae.
UCUCAUAUCAUAUCGAUCAUGAUGGUUUCUGCAAGUAGUGAGAAAAUAGGGUCAUUAUUAGCUGGUUUACCUGCAAAGUUUACUGGCAAGGUCUUUGAGAUUGCAAACAGAACAAAGAAGCUUGGGGAAGAUGACCCCAGAAGAAUUACUCAUUCUCUUAAAGUAGGAUUUGCAAUCACCAUGGUCUCAUUAUUCUACUACUAUCAACCACUUUACAACAGUUUUGGUGCCUCUGCAAUGUGGGCUGUUAUGACUGUCAUCGUCGUCUUCGAAUUCUCAGUUGGAGCUACACUUGGAAAAGGUUUGAAUAGAGGAUUGGCAACCCUAGUAGCUGGUGGUCUAGGUCUCGGAGCUCAUCACCUGGCUAGCUUAUCUGGACACAUCGGUGAACCCAUACUACUAAGUGUUUUUGUGUUCUUACAAGCUGCUACAUCAACGUUCAUACGGUUCUUCCCCAAAAUUAAGGCACGAUAUGACUACGGGCUGUUGAUUUUCAUAUUGACAUUCUCGUUGAUAUCGGUAUCGGGUUUCCGGGAUGAUGAGGUGUUGGAGUUGGCUUAUAAGAGGCUAUCCACCAUCUUCAUUGGUGGCUCUGCAUGUAUAAUUGUAACCAUACUGGUUUGUCCUGUCUGGGCUGGUGAAGAUCUUCAAAAACUCAUAGCUUCCAACAUUGAAAAGCUAGGAAAUUUCUUGGAAGGUCUUGGAAGUGAAUACUUCAAAUUAUCGGAGGAUAUUGCAGAGUCUAAAGAUGACAAGGCAUUUCUGCUUGGAUACAAAAGUGUUCUGAAUUCUAAAAGCAGCGAAGAAUCCUUGGCUAACUUUGCAAGAUGGGAGCCAGGUCAUGGUAGGUUCAGUUUUCGUCAUCCAUGGACACAAUACCUGAAGCUCGGAGCUUUAGUUCGGCAAUGCGCCUAUCGGAUUGAAGCUCUUCAUAGCCGCCUGAUAACAGCCGACACUCAAAUAUCACUCGAAGUUCGUAAUAGAAUUGAAGAAUCUUGCACAAAACUGAGCUUGGAAUCUGGCAAAGCACUCAGGGCACUAGCAUCAGAUUUCAGGACAAUGACCAAAUCACCCUCUGCUGAUCCCCAUAUUGCUAAUGCAAAGGCUGCAGCAAAGUCUCUCAAGUCCUUACUUAAAUCAGGCUUGUGGGAAGACAUUGAUCCUUUAGAAGUGGUACCUGCAGCAACAGUAGGCUCACUACUACUUGAUGUUGUCAACUGCACUGAGAAAAUUGCUGAGUCUGUUUAUGAACUUGGGUCUCUUGCAAAUUUUGCGACUGUUGAAGCCAGUGUGUCACCAGAAAGAUCGCACGAGUUGAUAAAAAUUUGUAGUGAAGGACAAAAUCAUAAGAUGGACUGCCCCCAUAUUGUUAUCAAAAUUUCAGAGUCACCCCCAGUUUUGCCAGUAAACAUUGGUAAAUCUGGUCAACAAAUACUUGAAGUGUAAAUAUAUUACUACAUAUAAAGUUGUAUAAUAGAUAAAUAGAUUG